Messenger RNA from Enterobius vermicularis (human pinworm), 306 nucleotides. NCBI's taxonomy places the organism in Eukaryota, Metazoa, Nematoda, Chromadorea, Rhabditida, Oxyuridae. The record is from the annotation of a GenBank genome assembly.
AUGACGAAGGGUACGUCAUCAUUCGGUAAACGCCAUAACAAAACGCAUACACUCUGCAGGCGUUGUGGACGGUCGUCUUACCAUAUUCAGAAGCAUACGUGUGCCUCUUGUGGAUAUCCAGCAGCUCGAAAGCGUACAUAUCAAUGGUCAAUCAAGUCUAUCAGACGCCGUACAACUGGCACGGGUCGCAUGCGUCAUUUAAAAAUUGUUCGAAGGCGAUUUAGGAAUCACUUCCGUGAGGGAACUGUUGCAAAGCCAAAGAAACAGAGAGCGACGCAACAGACCAAUACAGUUGCUACUAGUUAA